Messenger RNA from Nerophis lumbriciformis (worm pipefish), 1359 nucleotides. Lineage: Eukaryota; Metazoa; Chordata; Actinopteri; Syngnathiformes; Syngnathidae. The record is from RefSeq and is a predicted model, not a curated record.
AUGGCUUUCAGAGUGUGCAGGCGAAUUUUCAGGUGCUCGGCUGUCAUCUCCAGACAGUUUAUCGUACCUGCUAGAAAAGAAUCCGCGCAAUGGCUUCUUACCAAAGGAAACACUAAAUGUUGCUCUGGAAGGAGCAACUCGUUUAGCUUCAAUCCUGCGUGCUCCAUCACAUCAGAUGCGUUUGUGAGCGGUCUGCUGAGAGAGACUGCUGGCGAUGCAGUCAACAGCACUUACCGCCUUCCCGGUUCUGUUCCUCCAGACAGAGGUGAACAAAUGUGUUUACUACUGAGACAUCCAGAUCAGCCUGAACAUGCAAAGGUUUUGAAAGUCGCGAUAAUUGGUGCUCCGAAUGCUGGAAAGUCAACUUUGUCCAACCAGCUUCUUGGCAGAAAGGUGUUUGCUGUCUCCAAAAAAGUACACACUACGCGCAAACGAGCCCUGGGAGUCCUAACAGAGGAGGAUACACAAAUUAUUUUACUGGAUACGCCAGGCCUUACAACCCCGUCAAAAGUCAAAAGACACCAUCUUGAGAAGUCUUUGCUUUUGGAUCCUUGGAGCACAGUAAAAGAGGCUGACCUAAUGGUGAUCGUGGUUGAUGUGUCAGACAGAUGGAUGUGCAGAAGCCUGGACUUCGAGGUGCUUAAAUGCCUGGCACAACACCCUAACAUCCCGGCAAUACUUGUCCUCAAUAAGGUAGACCAGGUAAAAGUGAAGGACAAGCUUCUAAGCAUCACAGCAGAGCUGACAUGCGGGGUCGUGAAUGGUCGCAAACUGCGCAUCCGACCCGUGAUCAAGCCCCCUCGUGAGGAAAAGAGGCCUGAGCGGGAUUGGGAAGAGCCGCACACGAUGGACGAUGCCGGGCCGGAGGACAGUGCUGAUAUCGAUGAUUCUGUGCGAGCCAAAGAACAUAUGAAGGUGCUGAGGAACCAGAAAGGCUGGCCUGGCUUUAAGGAUGUUUUCAUGCUCUCUUCUUUGGAUAAGGAGGAUGUUGAGACACUCAAGAGCUACCUAGUGAGCACAGCCAAGUCUGGAGCGUGGCAGUAUCACAGUGAGGUUCUAACAGAUCAGAAUCCAGAGGAAAUGUGCAUCAACAUUAUCAGAGAGAAGCUCCUGGAGCACCUGCCCCAAGAAGUUCCCUAUGCAGUGACACAGUUUAUUGAGCUUUGGGACGUGGAUGAAAACGGACCGAUUAACAUCUUGGUGAAAAUUCAAACCUCAAAGGAAACUCACAUGAGGCUGGUGAUUGGCACAGCAGGCGAAAUGAUCGCACGUAUCGCCAAAGAGACGAGCGAUCAGCUCACACGCCUCUUCCUGAGACAAGUUAACCUUAAACUCUCGGUCAAGAUGAAAAGGAAAUGA